AAAUGUCUUACCCUUGUCUAUUCCUAAGACUUUUUCCAAUUUUCUCUCUUCACAUCUCGACAAACUUCCUCUUCCCCCUUCCUUGCCACCUUGAUCUAGUGCUUGUCGCCAGCCAACAAUGCUUCUCAGCACUAGUCGCAGGUAUUCAUAUUUGAUCUUCCCCCUUUUCGCCUUUCAUUGUCGAAAUCUGCACUGCACCAAUUGGCAACGAAGUUCAUCUUCCUCUCUUGAAGUUAUUCCUGAUAACCAGAAUCAUUUGAGGAGGAUAACAUGCAGUAAAACUAAAUUGCAAGUGGAUAGAAACCACGGAUCAAUCAGGAACUGCGAUUCAGAUUCAUCUGAAAGAAACAUUGUUAUCCUGGAGAGCGAUGUGUUUGCAACAAAAACUACAAAAGAUGCCUCUACACCAUGCAAGAAUGCAUAGAGUGGUAGGAGAGAUCAGGGCAAGAAGAGAAAAGCAGUUAUCCGGAUAAGCAAGGCCGACAAUUUUCACCUUGAAAUCAUCUACCCCGGACUCGCUCCCAGAAUAAGUCCCGCCAUGGGAAGUAUGGGAAGUUAGAGGAACUAUUAGCAGUUAGAACUUAUAUUGCUAGCUCUAGUGUACCAAACAUUAGCUAUCUAACAAAAACUAAUUGCUCUACGUAUUGUAAAGGUCGAGCAUGACAAAAAGAUGUUGCAGGCUAGCGUUUUUGUUGAUAGAUUAUGAGUACUUGCUCUAUGAACAUCAGUAUGCAGUAAUCUUUUGAACCGAAUGUGACAGGAAGGUCUAUGCUAGUAAGAUUUUGAAUCACAUUUUCAUCAAUAUACAA
Molecule: messenger RNA, 809 nt
Organism: Gossypium raimondii (Peruvian cotton)
Lineage: Eukaryota; Viridiplantae; Streptophyta; Magnoliopsida; Malvales; Malvaceae
Exons: 3
Coding region: 119-424 (101 amino acids)
Source: RefSeq, a predicted model, not a curated record